AUCAGCUUUUCUGCUAUCACCACUCAACUCAUUAUGAAGUCUGUCGCUAUCUUCUGUGCUUUGUUCGCUGUCUCUACCGCUCAAUUGGCUGCCUGGCCAUCCACUUCUUACUCACCAUUCUACCAGGCGUUGUUCGGUGGAGCCGCUGCUCCAGCAGUUGCAGCUGCCCCAGCCUUUGCUGCUCCAGCUUACGCUCCAGCUCUUGGAGCUCCAGCCUACGCCCCAGCUCUUGCUGCUCCAGCAUAUGCUCCAGGACUUGCGGCACCAGCAUUUGCUCCAGCACCAGUCGUCGCUGCCGCUCCAGCUUUGGCUCCAGCAUAUGCACCAGCUCCAGUCGUUGCCGCUGCUCCAGCCUUCGCCCCAGCUUAUGCUCCAGCUCCAGUCGCAUCCCCAAUGAUUGCUGCUGCUCCAGCACUUGCUGCUGCUUCCAUCAACGGACUUCCAGUUGCCGCCGCUCCAGCAUUUGCUCCAGCUUUUGCCCCAGCAGCCGUUCCAGCCGCAGUUCCAGCCUACGCUCCAUUCCAAACUGCCGCUUACUGGAUCGGAUCCAACAAGGCCAAGACUGUCAAGGCAUAAGAUGCGUGACUUCUACGAAAAUCUUUCAAAACUUUUAUGUAUAUUUUGCAACCGUGAACUGCACAAUGAAUAAUUUGAAUAUGAAA
Messenger RNA from Caenorhabditis elegans, 662 nucleotides. It is a transcript of the gene idpc-7, whose product is annotated as Intrinsically Disordered Protein, class C. The record is from RefSeq and is marked reviewed. The transcript has 2 exons. Lineage: Eukaryota; Metazoa; Nematoda; Chromadorea; Rhabditida; Rhabditidae. The coding region runs from base 34 to 576 and encodes 180 amino acids.